Molecule: messenger RNA, 1435 nt
Organism: Lotus japonicus
Lineage: Eukaryota; Viridiplantae; Streptophyta; Magnoliopsida; Fabales; Fabaceae
Product: peroxidase 9
Exons: 4
Coding region: 192-1226 (344 amino acids)
Biological process (GO): hydrogen peroxide catabolic process; response to oxidative stress
Molecular function (GO): peroxidase activity; heme binding
Source: RefSeq, a predicted model, not a curated record
UACAGAGGCAAAACAUGUUGAUCCUUGAAACAGUCAUCACUUGCCUCCCAAAUUAGGUGAUUUGGUAAAGAGAGUAGGUAGUUUAAUUUGAUCCUUUAAGCAGUAUAUAUAUCAAAACAAUCCAACCCAAGUGAACAUACAUACAAACAAUCAUCCAAACAAGCUCUUAAACUCAAUUGCCACUUGUCACCAUGACUCCUUUCAUCAAAGUUUCUCUUGCAAUAGCUUUUCUCUCAGUUACACUCUCUCAAGCUCACCCUGAUGGCUUCCAUUUUGGCUGGGGUGGUCGUGGUGGAACUGGAGGAAUGUCUUUUGGUCUCUCUCCUCAAUUCUAUCAGUUUUCAUGCCCUCAAGCUAAUGACAUUGUCAUGUCAGUGUUGGAGAAGGCCAUUUCUAAGGACAUGAGGAUGGCUGCUUCUCUUCUCAGACUUCACUUUCAUGACUGCUUUGUGCAGGGUUGUGAUGCAUCAAUUUUGUUGGAUGAUAGUGCGACAAUUGUUAGUGAGAAAAAUGCAGGACCUAACAAAAAUUCUGUCAGAGGUUAUAAAGUGAUUGAUGAGAUCAAGUCCAAGUUGGAAGAAGCAUGUCCUCUUACUGUCUCCUGUGCUGACAUUGUUGCCCUUGCUGCCAGGGGAUCCACUAUUCUAAGUGGAGGACCUAACUGGGAGCUCCCAUUAGGCAGGAGAGACUCAAAAACUGCAAGCCUCAGAGGUGCAAACAAGAACAUUCCCCCACCAAAUGCCACCAUUGAAAGUCUCCUAACGUUUUUCAAGCGUCAAGGCCUUGAUGAAGUAGACCUCGUUGCCCUCUCAGGUGCCCAUACCAUUGGGGUGGCAAGAUGUGCAACAUUCAAGCAGAGACUGUACAACCACAAUGGAAACAACCAACCAGAUGAGAAUCUAGAAAAGUCCUUUUACUCCGGUUUGAAGACAGUGUGCCCAAAAUCAGGUGGUGACAACCUGAUAUCUCCCUUGGACUUUGGCUCCCCGAGAAUGUUUGACAACACCUACUUCAAGCUCAUACUCGGAGGAAAAGGUCUUCUCAAUUCAGAUGAAGUGCUUCUCACAGGGAGUGUUAAGGAGACUCGUGAACUGGUCAAGAAAUAUGCACAAGAUGAGGCACUCUUCUUUGAGCAAUUUGCCUUGUCCAUGAUCAAGAUGGGGAACCUUCGUCCUCUCACUGGAUUUAAUGGUGAAGUUAGGAAGAAUUGUCACCGAGUUAAUUAAUUAAUAAGAUAAGCCUAUAUAUGUUGCUACAUUAUCAUACUAGCUAGGCAUUGAUGAAGUGUUAUGUUUUGCUUAUUUUAGACUAAUUGUGUUGCUUCUAAGCUCAGUGUUAGUGUGUUAUGAAGGUUUGAAUAAUGAUGUUUCUAUGUUACUUUGAUAAGCUUAUUGCUGUUGAAAGUUGAAGUCAAAUGCUGCAAGAAAUUAAAAUA